AGUAGCACCCCCGACGCGCUGGAGGCUGGCGGGCACUCGCAGUUUCCUCGUCGGAGUCCCGCGUGCGCGCCGCCGCCGCGUCCGCGUGCUCGAACGUCUGGCCGCCGCCCGUGGAUCGGACAUGACGACGCAUGCCACCCGCAGCCCUCGCUGCUUCGGCCCAGGUGCUGACGCGCUGCUGGCCUGAGGUGCUGCCUUGGGACCGCUCGGACCUCCGUCUGCCACAGUCCCAGAAGGUACACCAAGAGGCGCUUCUUCGAGCCACUGACGUCGCAUGGACCCGACGACACCGCGCUGGGCGCGCUACCCGACGCAGCUCUCCCGGAGAGCGCUCUAGAAUGGCCCAUGCGGACAGCAACGACUCCACGAUGACAAGCAGUCAGGAGGAAGACCCCAAGCAGACUGUCGUGUCCGAGAACUCGCGCAAGAGGAAGCGUCUCAGUGCCGUGCUCGACAAGCUCGCCAUCCAAGUCGAGCGCCGGGGAAACUCGGACGACGACAGCAGUCGGACUGCGGCACCUGGCCGCGCGUCUCCGGACGUGGACGGCGAGAGCAGCAGCAACGGCAGCAGCGCAGACUGCGACCGGACGCUAGGCGAGGCCCCGCUGCGCUUCGACCACGUGUUGCACCCGAAGCAGCCGGCUAGGGUGCCGUCCGCUGAGCCGGCCGCGAUGCCGAGCCCGCCGCGCACGGCCGAGAAGAGAUUCCUCGUGGGGCCCUGCUCCCUGCAGAGCCCCGAAGAGAGGGGGGUGCUGUCGUCCAUCGAAAGGCGCUGUAGUCCGCGAGACGACGACGACGCCAGCCGUUGCACGCCGUCCAAGUCGCCCCGCAACGGCCUCUUCACUCCACCGACUUCGGACUCGGCCACGUCGGCUGGUACGGACGCCGGCAGCGCCGAGUCCCACCGGGGCAUGCCGAGUCCCGACGUGGUGGACGACGAAGAAGGCUUCCUAAACGGCAGCGCCGGCGACCUGUUCCUGGCGGAUCCGGCGCCCCAGACGGCGUCCCCGCUGCCCUUCCUCGAGUCCAGGAGCGCGAUGGGCAGGCCGUCAUCCAAGCAGCCCGCGCUUCCGCCCCCCACAUUCCCCAUCUGCAACUGCCGCCACUGCAGACUGCUGGCGGGCCACGCGGCGUCCGGCAGGUUCGGCGCCCACCACCCGCCGCCUUUAGUCAUUCCCUGGGACGACCAGGACCGCCGCUUUCUGGAGGGCAUCAAGCCCUCGUCACCUGUCUCUCCGCUCACACCGGUGUCCCCGGUCCAGCCCGUUGGCGUCCUCGAAGUCCUGCAAGCCCACCUGCUGCCGGAGGUGGUUCGGCGCAGGGCGUACUCGGACCCAGAGUCCCACUGGGAGGCCGCCACACCCGUGCCGCCAGCAGAAGCGGCCCGUACCACCGACGCCGUCCCACCUCCGCGGCCGCUCCGGGUUUCCCAGCUCCUUAACAAGUCCACGGGCCCAUGCCCCGAUUCGCCGAUGCCUCAGGACUGCCCGCUUGACCUGUCCGUCAAGUGCGAGCCGAGCAGCCCGCGGCUGAGCGAGCCCGACGUCAGCCCCGUGGACCUCGUGCGGGGUGGCCCGGUCUUUCCCAAGAGCCCGGCUUGCGAUAGCGGCCAGCCCCCCGUUGAUCGGGGCGCUGCGGCCAAGAGCAGACUCCAGGAGCGGCGCGAAGCGUUCCGGCGCACGCCGACGUCGACCACAGAACGCGACAAGCCCGCACGCCGGGCACGAGCCUCGUCGGCGGCCCUGGUAGCGUCGUCCGACGCCGGGGGCCGGAGCCCGCGAGCCUACGUGUGUCCCGUGUGCAGCCAGAUGUUCACGCAGCACGAUCGACUCGCCAAGCACAUGGCGUCGCGGCACAAGGCCAAGCCUACCGAGCAGCAGGCGACGCGGGACGGCGGUCCGCAUGACGACGCGUCGUCCACCACGAAGGCGUACGUGUGCGACGUGUGUAAGCGCUCGUUCGCGCGCAGCGACAUGCUCACUCGCCACAUGCGGCUGCAUACGGGCAUCAAGCCGUACACGUGCAAGGUGUGCGGCCAGGUGUUCAGUCGCAGCGACCACCUCAGCACGCACCAGCGAACGCACACCGGGGAGAAACCUUACAAGUGUCCGCUGUGUCCGUACGCCGCCUGCCGCCGGGACAUGAUCACGCGGCACAUGCGCACUCACGCCCGCUACGAGCUACCGGACAGCAGCAGCUCGAGCCUGGACGACGACUCGCCCAAAGCCCGAGACGGCGCCAAGCGCUCCGGGGCCUCGCAGCGGCGCAGUGUCAGCCCCUCUGCGCCGGGCUCCGCGGCGCUGGACGGCGACGCCCUUGCGCUGCGCGACAGGUUUUGGGAAGAAGAUGUAACGAGUAACGUGACUUCGGCUACGUCCCACGAAGCCAAGACGCCGUCCUCCACUCCACAGUGCCCCUGGUCAAAGAAGAAGCGAACAGACUCUAAUUAAGGCAGCAGGGGGGGGAGGGGGGCACCUGUCCCCGCCUUCCACCCCUCUCCACUGAUCUCCCGCGUGCUCGUGUGUGUGUCCACGGAGAUGGCCCUUCUGUGUUCACGUCAUCCUCAUUCAGCCGGAAAACAGCAACGGACUUGCCUCCAAGUGCGGUGUGAUAUUUGUGUACAUAGGUGGCCGCGGCGGCGACUGGAGGCAGCGCCGCUUUUGCGACAAGACUUUAAGUCGCCUCUUCACCUUAUCCCGGCGGAACGUACCAAGAAGUACACCUGUGCUCUUCUUUACAUUUUUUUUUAUUCGGUCCUGUUCCUUCGUUCUUCCAAGUCGGCGACGCCAUUCCUAGUUUUUCGCCCAUUUUUUUUUGUCAUUGUUGUUGUUCUUUCUUGUUCCCUGCGAUUCGUUGAGCGACCUCCUUCCCUGCGACAUCAGCGUCUUUUGCGAUAGAGGCGAGUCCCACAAAGCGAGCAUUCAGCUAAAGGCUGCAUCAGAUGUAAGCGAUUUAGCGAACGACGAGACGAGCGACGAGACUGAGCGACGAGCGACGGAGAUUUCCCACUGUAGCUG
Molecule: messenger RNA, 3017 nt
Organism: Ixodes scapularis (black-legged tick)
Lineage: Eukaryota; Metazoa; Arthropoda; Arachnida; Ixodida; Ixodidae
Gene: klu
Product: zinc finger protein 628
Exons: 4
Coding region: 132-2450 (772 amino acids)
Biological process (GO): regulation of transcription by RNA polymerase II
Molecular function (GO): RNA polymerase II cis-regulatory region sequence-specific DNA binding; DNA-binding transcription factor activity
Source: RefSeq, a predicted model, not a curated record